This is a messenger RNA of Callorhinchus milii (elephant shark), 1438 nucleotides long. It is a transcript of the gene hnrnpa3, whose product is annotated as heterogeneous nuclear ribonucleoprotein A3. The record is from RefSeq and is a predicted model, not a curated record. Gene Ontology annotation, molecular function: RNA binding. Lineage: Eukaryota; Metazoa; Chordata; Chondrichthyes; Chimaeriformes; Callorhinchidae.
GGUCAUGAACCUAAAGAACCAGAACAACUGCGUAAGCUGUUCAUUGGUGGUUUGAGCUUUGAAACUACCGAUGAGAGUUUAAGGGAACAUUUUGAACAAUGGGGUCAAUUGACAGAUUGUGUGGUGAUGAGAGAGCCCAGCAAACGCUCGAGGGGUUUUGGCUUUGUGACUUAUUCUUCUGUAGUGGAGGUAGAUGAUGCCAUGACUGCGAGGCCACACAAAGUAGAUGGCCGUAUUGUAGAGCCUAAAAGAGCUGUGUCAAGGGAGGAUUCAACAAAGCCCGGAGCCCACCUAACAGUGAAAAAAAUAUUUGUUGGCGGCAUAAAAGAAGACACAGAAGAAUAUAAUCUGAGAGAUUAUUUUGAAAAAUAUGGAAAGAUCGAAAACAUUGAAGUUAUGACCGAUCGUGGAAGCGGAAAAAAGAGAGGGUUUGCCUUUGUCACAUUUGACGAUCACGAUUCUGUUGACAAAAUUGUUGUCCAAAAGUACCAUACGGUAAAUGGACACAACUGUGAAGUAAGAAAAGCUCUUUCAAGACAGGAGAUGCAGGGGAUGGGUCCUGGUCAGAGAGGUCGUAGUAAUAUUGGUGGGGGCUGUAACAGCCCUAGUUACAUGGGUCGAUCCGGGGGAAGUUUUGGUCAUAGCAGCAGCUUCGGCAGUGGAGGAAACUUUGGCAGAGAAGAAAUUGGAGGUUAUAGUAGCAGGAGUGAUUAUGGACGUGGUGAUGGAUACAAUGGAUUUGGUGGUGAUGGUGGCAAUUAUGGAGGUGGCCCAGGUUAUUAUGGUGGUAGAGAAGGUGGAGGAGGAUUUGGAGGCGGUGGUGGUUAUGGCAGCCAGAGUGGAUGUGGUGGUGGUGGAGGAAGCGGCUAUGACAGCUACAAUGAUGGCGGAAGCUUUGGCGGAGGAAAUUUUGGUGGUGGAAGCUACAGUGACUUUGGAAGCUACGACAGUCAACAGUCUUCAAAUUAUGGACCCAUGAAAAGUAGCAGCUGUGGACGUAACACCAGCCCCUAUAGUAGUGGCUAUGGAUCUAGUGGUGGAUACAGUAGAAGAUUUUAAAGCAAAUCGCUGUAAGGCAACAGUUCUUAGCAGGAGAGGAUGAGCCAGGAGUUGUCAGGAAAGCUGCAGGUUACUUUGAGACAGAAUAUCGACCGAGUGCAUUGUAAAGGCUACCCACAGGAAGAACGAUGGUCCAGUAGUCAGAAAAGUUACUGCAGCAUUAACAUGAGAUCAUUUCUUGUUCAGGACUGUUUCCUAUAGAGAGAUUGGAAUAAGUGCAGUUUGUUGCAACAUAGUUACUGUUAGAUGUACAUUCUUGAGGUCCUUUUAAAAAAAACUGUCCUAGUCAUGUCUAUUUUCCUCAUUUACUUUAGCUGUUGCGCCAUGUAAUUGUGGUAGUGGAAUCGGGAAUAAAAAGUAUAAGAACUUUUUAACUAAA